AUGUCAAUACCAACUUACAGAAGCAGUACUUCUCCAAGUAUUACUACAGCAUCACCUUUUUCACAACAGUCAAAAUCAUCACAAUAUCAACAUUCAUCUCAACAUCAACAUUCAUCUCAACAUCAACAUUCAUCUCAACAUCAAUAUUCAUUUCAACAACAGCAUUCGUCACAAAACCAGCAUGCAUCUCAACAUCGAAAUGUAUAUUUACAUUCAUCAACAAGUAAAACAGGCAAUUACUAUGGACCUAUUUGUUCUUCUCCAUCAAUCAAUCAACAACGUAUGAUUACUUCUCAUAAUCAAAACCGAUCAUCACCAUAUACUAUUCAUUCACCACGUACUAUUCGUUGUCAAACAUCGGCUGAUGUUGAUACACAAUCGCAUGUUAUUGAAAAUGAGAAUAUUGAACCUGAUCAAUUUAUUAUGAUCCAUAAAAGUGCACUGGAUAGUCUUGUUGAAAAAUAG
Molecule: messenger RNA, 465 nt
Organism: Rotaria sordida
Lineage: Eukaryota; Metazoa; Rotifera; Eurotatoria; Philodinida; Philodinidae
Source: the annotation of a GenBank genome assembly